GACGUCCGAUCUUGGUGAUGAAUGUGAUGGAUUGCAACCCCGCCCGCCAGCUGCACCUUCACCGAGCGUCGCCGAGGAUCUCGCCCGAGGUCGUCACGUCCUGUCUAUGCAUACCGUAUUGCUGCCCGCGCAACCGUUCUGCGCACCAUAGUUGUACCAACCAGCCCUCCGCGUCACUCCUGCGCUCCGCACGUCCUUCAACAUCUUGCGGCCCAGCAUGGCUCGGGCCCCGUUCCAGUCCAGGCCGACGAGGACGGACGACCUUGUCCGACGCCUACGGAGCAACGACACCGAUCCGAAGGAGACGAACGCCCUGAGAGCCUUGGCGAAGGGAAUGAUCAAGAUCUUCCAAGACGAGCGCCGUCCAUCGCACGUGCCGGAGGCCGCCGCGCUCGCCCCUGUCACCACCGCCAGCAGCUACCGAGACCUGUCCAGGGCUUUCGGCAACGCCGUGAUCCUCGGCACAGUAGAUGGCAGUCUCCUCGACCCUCAGCUCCUGCCGGCGUUUACGUCCGUCCUCCGCUGCGCUGAUGGGGACAAGACGGCUGAUCUCGAGCUUGGGUGCGUGAUGAAAAGUUUGCAGACGCGGCUCAAGGCCGCCGUUGAACAGGCCGAUCCCAGAUCCCAGUACCGGUUGAUCUGCACGCUGUCAUUCGUCCUCGACGCCCUGAUAGACACGAAGACCGCCGGUCUCAGUCGAGAAGAACUGCACGAGCCCCUGCUCAAGCAACUCGGGACGUUGAGCCGGGAGCGAGAACUCCGCCUGGCUCAGGCCGCUCGCUACGCGUAUCAAGCCUUGCUUGGGAUACCGAACGACGAGGGUCCGUACAAAGCUCUCUGGCGCAAUAUGCUGCCCGUCGUCCAAGGUGUGGCUAAAGUGGCUGGCGCGGUUCCCACCAUGGAUCCGGCCAAGCUCUUCGACGGUCUUACGCACUUGGGGGAUCUGCCGGCUCUGGUCCGCUCCAUGGUCGACGUGGUCAAGGCGCUAUCCGGCCUGGUCGACACCUUCGGAGGCGCGGCCGAGGGCGUCAAGCUCCUGCAGAAGCAGAAGAGCUGGUAUGUGGCUCUCCGGUUCACAGAUAUGUUGAUCCAAGCGAGGGCCUUCAACUACCUAGAGGAGUUUGUCGGAAAUGUGCCCUGCCACCAAGAAAAGGAAUUUCUGUGCGGCCUCUACGCACAGCUCGAGCGGGCCUGGGAAGUAGGAGACUCAUCGGCCAAACAGCAAAUCGUCCAGCUCCUCGAACAAAACCUGGUUCCCGCGGGGUGUAAAUCGGCCCAUCCACGCGUCCGCGAAUGGGUCAAGCUGGUUGCGGUUACUCUUGGACGACCCGACUGGAGAGACAAUGUUCUGCCUGCGCCGAAGUCCUGCUGUUCGUGGAGGAAAGGGUAUACGGUCUCGAUUCCCAUCUGGGAACCAAGCGAUGGCGCGUUCUCGGCAGACCUGCUGAACAAGGCUUGGGAAUGCUGUCUCGAAGCCCAGGUUUUCUACGCGGACGUCAAGGUGCGGGAACACUAUAUGGAGAACGACGAGCGACUCCUCAAGGUCGAACGGCUCUCGGGCGAUCGACUGCCGAUGGAGCAGUGCUAUAUCAACCUCGCCGUUGUGGAGCAGGCGGAUCACAAUCCCGGCCGCUCAGAGCAAGGAGAUGCGGAGCGCAAGUCUUCCCCGUUCUCGCUCCCCGCUCGGCUGAAGGUAGAGACUCCGGUUAAGGACAAGCAGGUCUCCUUGCCUUGCUUGUUUGACGCCCGGAAAAGACAGGAUAGUACGACAGCUCCACCACAGCGGAUCUUGAUUCGGGGCCAGGCAGGCGUGGGAAAGACGACCCUGUGCAAGAGGAUAGUCUACAACUACCUUCACGAGGGCAUGUGGGAUGGCAUGUUUGACCGCCUACUUUGGGUACCUCUGCGAACGCUGAAAGGGAGGUCGGCCUAUAAUCUGGAGCAGUGGCUUCGCGACGAAUACUUCCGUACUGGAAACGGAGAUAUAUUCGCCAAAGCAGUAGGACAGACGGUGGGCAACCCUGACGGGCGUAGCAGGACGCUGUUCAUCCUUGACGGUCUCGACGAAGUGUCUCGGGAGCUGGAUUCCGAAACGCCAGGGCUUCUUCACGACCUACUAAAACAGCCUCACGUCAUCAUCACCUCCCGGCCAUCCGGGCUGAGCCUGACUCACGUCGGACGCGUCGAUCUGGAACUAGAGACCAUUGGCUUCUACCCGGACCAAGUACAAGCCUACUUGAAGAUAGCUGUAGGUGAACAGGAGACAGAGAUCGAGACAUUCCUCCAGGAUCAUCAGCUUCUUCAAGGACUAGUUCGAAUUCCCAUACAGUUGGAAGCGCUCUGUUACAGUUGGGACGCUUCUAUGAACUCGCAAGGAGCACCGACGACCAUGACAGCCCUCUAUCGAACAAUUGAAUCGAAGCUGUGGAAGAAGGAUGCCGCACGGUUGGAAAAGACGCACGAAGGCAAACCGCUCUCUGAGGACGCCGCGAAGCGAUUGCUCGACAGCGAGAUCGCAUCGCAGGUAGUGCCGGAACUCAACCUUCUCCGCUGCCUUGCUUUCACUGGUCUCUGCAGCGACGUGGUCGAGUUCGACAAAGAUUAUCAAGACAAGAUAUGGGAGCAAUGGAGCCGUGUCUCGGGGUUACAAGCUGCGGAAGCUCGGCCGUCGUCUCUCUCACUCGCGAAGGUCUCGUUUCUACGCUCGUCAGACGCUCCCUCUAGUCAGAGACACCGAAGUUAUCACUUCUUACAUCUGACAUUUCAGGAGUUUUUCGCUGCGCAAUAUUUUGUAGAGCAUUGGAAGCCUGGGGAGAAGCUUCCAUGUUUGGGACUCGGCGGCGGAGUAACGAAACCCACAAACGCCGAAGACUUCCUUCGGACGGAGAAAUACAAGGCGCGCUACGAUGUCUUUUGGCGUUUCGUCGCCGGCCUCCUUUACGACAAGGGCAACGAGACACAACUCUUCCGAUUCUUUCGCACGAUCGACGACGAGCCGCGCGACCUCUUGGGCCCGACGCAUCAGCGGCUAGUCAUGCAUUGCUUGAACGAGACGCCGUCGAACAAUUCACCAAGCUUUACCUACCUUCGAACAAGCUUAGAGGACGAAUUGUCACGAUGGGUGUUGUUUGAAUGCGGCUUCCAAAACUGGUCAUCAUUGGCCCGCGAAAUGGAGAUUCCAGAACAUGUCCUGGGUGACGUCUUACGAAAAGGAUCUGAGAAUGCAAAAGUGAAGAUCCUGUCCUCCCUACGAAAGGUCUCGGCAAACGCCAUUGAACAAGCACCGAGCUGUCUGAAAGAUGGCGUCUCUUCCCGCUUGCAAAUUGCAGUGCUUCGCAUACCACAGCCACUCAAAGGCUUCCCGCGCGAGAUCCUCCAGGCUAUAGCGGGCCGGCUCGAGGACAAGGAUGGACAGGUCCGGCAGGCGGCGGCCCACGCCCUCGCACGCCGGGCGGACCUCCCGCCCGAGAUCCUCCAGGCCGUAGCAGGCCGGCUCGAGGACAAGGACGGACAGGUCCGGCAGGCGGCGGCCUACACCCUCGGACGCCAGGCGGCCCUCCCGUCCGAGAUCCUCCAGGCCGUCCAGGCCGUAGCAGGCCGGCUCGAGGACAAGGACGAGGACGUCCGGGAGGCGGCGGUUGACACCCUUAGAAGCCAGGCGGCCCUCCCGUGCGAGAUCCUCCAGGCUAUAGUAGGCCGGCUCGAGAAUAAGGAGGGGUACGUCCGGCAGGCGGUAGUCUAUAUCCUCGGAUGCCAGACGGCCCUCCCACGCGAGAUCCUCCAGGUUAUAGCAAGCCAGCUCGAGGACAAGGAGGGGUACGUCCGGCAGGCAGCGGUCGAUGCCCUCGGACGCCAGGCGGCCCUCCCGUACGAGAUCUUCCAGGCGAUAGCAGGCCGGCUCGAGGAUAAGGAUUGGUACGUCCGGCGGACGGCGGCCAACGCCCUCGGACGCCAGGCGGCCCUCCCACGCGAGAUCCUCCAGGCUAUAGCGAGCCGGCUCGAGGAUAAGGAGGGGUACGUCCGGCAGGUGGCGGUCCAAGCCCUUAGAGGUCAGGCGGCCCUCCCGCCCGAGAUCCUCCAGGCCGUAGCGGACCGGCUCGAGGACAAGGGCGAGCAGGUCCGGCGGGCGGCAGUCUAUACCCUCGGACGCCAGGCGGCCCUCCUGCCCGAGAUCCUUCAGGCUAUAGCGAGCCGGCUCGAGGACAAGGACGGGUACAUCCGGCAGGCGGCGGUCUAUACCCUCGGAGGCCGGGCGGCCCUCCCGCCCGAGACCCUCCAGGCCGUAGCGAGCCGGCUUAAGGACAAGGACGGGUACGUCCGGCGGGCGGCGGCCAAUGCCCUCGGAGGUCGGGCGGCUCUCCCGUGCGAGAUCCUCCAGGCCAUAGCAAGCCGGCUUGAGGACAAGGAAGGGCAGGUGCGGCGGGCGGCGGCCGACGCCCUCGCACGCUACGCGGCCCUCCCGUCCGAGAUCCUCCAGGCCAUAGUAGACCGGCUCGAGGACAAGGAGGGGCAAGUCCGGCGGGCGGCGGCCGACGCCCUCGGAGGCCAGGCGGCCCUCCCGUCCGAGAUCCUCCAGGCCGUAGCGGGCCGGCUCGAGGAUGAGGACCAGGACGUCCGGCAGGCAGCGGUCGAUGCCCUCGGACGCCAGGCGGCCCUCCCGCAUAAGAUCGUCCAGGCCAUAGCGGGCUGGCUCGAGGACAAGGACGAGCAGGUCCGGCGGACGGCGGUCUACGCCCUCGGAGGCCAGGCGGCCCUCCCGCCAGAGAUCCUUAUCCGGUAUGCAGAGUCCUUCUACAAGGUCUGGCUAAGGAGGAGCUUCGACGAGUAUUUCAGUUGUUACAUAGGCGACGCGGUCUACAUUCAUACGUCGGACGAUUUCAAAGCAAUCCAUUCCAAUCAGGUAGAUCGGUUUCGAGAGGCGAUCCAAGGAGUACGGAAAAAGUUGAGAAUUCCGUAGCCAUAGGGAGCACCCACAAGUAAGGAAUUAUACCACGUAGGUUAGGAGUACAGUCGAAACACAUUGUAUGUCGAGUAGGGCGAUGUGGUAAAGUAGACUAUGACUUUUCCAGAUCCACCACCACACUGCUACGUGUGUCAAGUACUCCAUCAAGGCGGUUUUGAAAGCGGGCGUGGAAAAGUUCAAAGCGCAGCUGUGCCGG
This is a messenger RNA of Chaetomium strumarium, 5159 nucleotides long. Its product is annotated as armadillo-type protein. The record is from RefSeq and is a predicted model, not a curated record. The transcript has a single exon. The coding region runs from base 218 to 4957 and encodes 1579 amino acids. NCBI's taxonomy places the organism in Eukaryota, Fungi, Ascomycota, Sordariomycetes, Sordariales, Chaetomiaceae. Gene Ontology annotation, molecular function: ATP hydrolysis activity; oxidoreductase activity.